Pyrus x bretschneideri (Chinese white pear) is the source of this 1352-nucleotide messenger RNA. RefSeq names its product ubiquitin-conjugating enzyme E2-23 kDa-like. Gene Ontology annotation, biological process: protein polyubiquitination; ubiquitin-dependent protein catabolic process. Gene Ontology annotation, molecular function: ubiquitin conjugating enzyme activity. Gene Ontology annotation, cellular component: nucleus. The transcript is spliced from 7 exons. NCBI's taxonomy places the organism in Eukaryota, Viridiplantae, Streptophyta, Magnoliopsida, Rosales, Rosaceae. Bases 592 to 1146 code for a protein of 184 amino acids. The record is from RefSeq and is a predicted model, not a curated record.
AAGGAGAGGCCGUACUUUGUACAUGGUGGCGAGGCAUAGUCAAUGCAUUUAGAUUCUGCAAUCUGAUGUCAUUGGCGUAUGGUAUUAGUAUAUGUAACAAAAAGCUUUACCUGUCAGAUGGAAGAUGGUUCGGUGACCCUUAAGUUGCAGUUAUGGAAAUCUAAGCUAUAAAUCAUUUUUUCUUUUUCUACUUUAUUUGUACAGUUGAUUGAUUCUGUGGAACUAAUGAACGGAGAAACUGGGUUAGUUUUAGUUGAGGUGGCUUUCUUUCUGCUGCAUCAUCCAAUGGGUAUAAAAGUCUCUAACAAAACGCACUACUAUAUAUAUAGGCUGGUAUGGCUGAUACUGUAACAUAGGUCCGUUUCUUUGAUGGUCAUGGUUUGUGAAGAACGAUCCCCCGUUUAAGCAGACUUAUAACUUAUUUUGUUUGUAUCACUAAUUUUGCUUAUGCAAUCUACAGAUAAGUGUUUACCUUGAUUUUGACAUCGAUUAAAUCUGAGUUUUUGUUACUUCUACUUCUGCUUCACCAUUUAUUUUUGCGAAUCUUGUUGAUUUCCGGAAGGUUUGGGAUUUUCAUUUUAAUAAGCUAAGAUGUCUUCUCCAAGCAAGCGGAGAGAGAUGGAUGUCAUGAAGUUGAUGAUGAGUGACUAUAAUGUGGAGACAAUCAACGAUGGGCUGAAUGAAUUCAAUGUGGAAUUCCAUGGUCCGAAAGAAAGCCUUUAUGAAGGAGGGUUUUGGAAAAUCCGUGUUGAGCUUCCGGAUGCUUAUCCAUAUAAAUCUCCUUCUAUUGGCUUCAUGAACAAGAUUUUCCACCCUAAUGUUGAUGAGCUAUCUGGUUCUGUCUGCUUAGAUGUAAUUAACCAAUCAUGGAGUCCAAUGUUUGACCUUUUAAAUGUUUUUGAAGUUUUCCUUCCACAACUGUUGCUUUAUCCAAAUCCUUCAGAUCCACUCAAUGGUGAUGCAGCGUCAUUGAUGAUGAAGGACCGAAAACUCUACGAUCAGAAGGUCAAAGAGUACUGUGAGCGAUAUGCAAAGAAGGAGCACAUUACCAAUACAACACCAGACGAGGAGAGCGAUGAUGAGAACAUUAGUGAUGAGGAAAGCAAUUCAAGCGACGAUGAUAUUGCUGGACAUGCAGACCCAUAGUGAACUGCAGGUGCAGGGGGAAACUUUACCUAUGAUUAAAAAUCUACUUAUAGUUAUAGCAGCAGCAUUGUAAUCCCCCAUUACACGCUUACGAUUUGAAUUAAGUUUACUACCAAUAUUUGUAUGACUAGAUUCGAAAAGAUUGCGUUUUCUUGUAAAAAUUAUGAAUUGUGUGAAAUAAUCUACUUCUGUCGUUGGUUACUGAA